GCGGCACGGCCCCAAUGCACUGCACCGGAAUGAUACAGGUGUUGGACCCGAGACCCUUGCCGAGCUCCAUCAUGCCUGUGGACGUGGCCAUGCGAAUUUGCUUAGCCCAUUCUCCACCGCUGAAGAGCUUUCUCAGCCCCCUCGAGGACUGCCAAAGAAAAAACUUUGUGAAUAGACUCAAACCUCUCAGACCGUGCCUUCAUGUGAAACGUGACUCUGAAGCUCAGCAGAGCGACUGGAACCACUCGUCAGCCCGAGCCAAGAAGCGAGUCGUGUUUGCGGACUCGAAGGGGCUGUCCCUGACGGCGAUACACACCUUCUCUGAGUUCCAGGAGCACCCUGGGUGCGAUCUUCAGUUUGACCUCUUAGGCAUCGAAGACAUAACAUCUGACCUAAAAUUGCAUGAGGAGAAAAACUUGAUUCUGGGUUUCCCUCAGCCCUCAGCUGACUACCUGGACUUCAGGAACCUCCUGCAGAAGAACUUGGUCUGCCUGGAGAACUGCACCCUGCAAGAGAAGGUGUUGUCAGGCACUGUGAAAGUAAAAAACGUGAGCUUUGAGAAGAAGGUUCAGGUUCGAAUUACUUUUGAUACAUGGAAGACCUACAGGGAUGUUGAGUGUGUAUACAUGAACAAUGUUUACAGCGAUUCUGAAAAUGAUACCUUCUCAUUUACCAUCGAUUUACCUUCUGCCAUUUCCUCUGAAGAGAAGAUAGAGUUUUGCAUUUCUUACCAAAGUGAAGGACAUACCUUCUGGGACAAUAAUGAGGGUCAGAAUUACAAGAUUGUUCAUGCAGAGUGGAAGCCUGAUGGUGUUCAGAUACCAUCUGCCAAGAAAGACUAUGUAGAUCGUCAAACUCAACGGAGAGGACAAGAGAGAGAGCCUGAUCAGCUUGGCAGUCCGAGGCUGUCCAGUGGCCUCUUUCCCCAGUGGCAGAGCUUGGGUCAGAUUGAAAAUUCAUCACCAUAUUGGUGAUCCAUAAUACCAAGGAAGCAUUCUUCUAUUUGGCAACAGAACAGCAUUAGUUUUCUGGUGCACAUACUACAUGAUGAAAGCACCUAGCAGGUUUUGUUUGCUAUCUGAAGAAAUCCAAAUUCAUUAGUCUGUGGGACUUGUUAAACCAUAUUACACUACUGAAGUUCUUAGCCAAACCUUAUCCUUGGAAGGAAAGAAAACCAAGGUAAAAACCCACGCGUAUGCCACCUGCUAUAGAAAUAGCGUGCCUGUAUCUCAAGUAUAUGCUGCUUUCUUUCUGCUGUCAGGUCUCCCAGCUCACUCCAGGGGACAGACUUGCAAAGUAGUAUGGAAGGCAA
Molecule: messenger RNA, 1312 nt
Organism: Empidonax traillii (willow flycatcher)
Lineage: Eukaryota; Metazoa; Chordata; Aves; Passeriformes; Tyrannidae
Gene: PPP1R3C
Product: protein phosphatase 1 regulatory subunit 3C
Exons: 2
Coding region: 15-974 (319 amino acids)
Biological process (GO): regulation of glycogen biosynthetic process
Cellular component (GO): protein phosphatase type 1 complex
Molecular function (GO): glycogen binding; protein phosphatase 1 binding
Source: RefSeq, a predicted model, not a curated record